AUGUGGUGGCACUUCGUUUUGAAUUCCAUUACAAUUCUCAUAUUAUUAUCUACUUCAUCUUGUUUUGAAAUUCAAAAUGGAGUUGUUGGAAAGCCUGAGGUAUUUUGUGGAAUUGACACCAUCCGAGUGAAAGUUAACACAGAGCAUCCUUUCAAUGGAAGAAUUUACGUGGAUGGUGAAUCUGAUAAACAACACUGCGUCCAACACUCUGCAGAUGCACAUUCAUCACCGCAAGAGUUCACAAUUCCAAUUGGAGCAUGCAAUAUGCGGAGGCAACGAACACUGCAUCCACGUGGAAUAUCAUUUUCCUUCACAAUGAUCACCUCGUUUCAUCCAUUCUUUGUGACGGGAAUGGAUCGAGCAUUCAGUAUUCGAUGUUUCUUCCUCGAGUCAAUUAAAGGAUUGAACGCGGAAAUUGAUGUUGGAACGUUAGCUCCACAACACGUAGAUCAAGAAUAUUCUCUCCCAGUGUGUGCUUAUCAUUUAAAAGAUGGAAUUGAGGGACAUGUUCUGCGAUUUGCACAAGUCGGACAAAAGGUUACACAUGUUUGGAGAUGUGAUCAAGAUGCAAGUCAUGUAUAUGGAAUAUUGAUUCAUAGUUGCUAUGCAGAUGAUGGUCAUGGCAAUAAGUUCGAGUUGGUGGAUGAUAGAGGAUGCUCCACAGAUCCAUUUCUUCUACCACAAAUUGAAUAUGAACACGGUGCUAUAAGUGCAUACACUAAUGCUCAUGUUUUCAAGUAUGCUGAUAAAGUUCAAUUGUAUUUUACAUGUACAGUUCAACUUUGCUACAAACAUGACGGUGGUUGUGAGGGUAUAACACCUCCUCAAUGUUCUGGACACUCACAUGGUAUCCGUGGCUCUAAAGGCCCAGCAGAGCACAAGUUCGUAAACUUGGAGCCUGAAACGGAUCACCACAACGGGAACGAUUUGGGAUCCUCAUUUGAAUCAACUCCACGUGUUCCUGGAUACAUUAAGCCUGAUACCUUCCAACCAAUUAUUCUUGGACCACCACAUCCAACAGUAUUCCAUAAAGAUGGUUCACCACCACAUCAUGUUCCACCAUUCAAAGGACCAAAAGAAAUUCAAAGAAUAAAUGAAGAAGAUGAGUCAGCUCCAAAUCCUUAUCGUCGUGAUAGUCCAAUAAAUGAUACAUCGGAAGAUGAUAUUAUUAUGCAAGUAGUGACAUUAAGAACUACUGUACCUACUGUAUCCCAUACACCGGAUUUCGUGACAUUUAAGCCAGUUGUUCAUGCAAAAAACAGUAUGAAUAUAGAUUUUCGGCGAGGAGGUAGUGAAUCAAGUACUCCCUCAACUUCAUCAUCAACCAAAGUUCGGAGAACAGCAGGAGAUAUGGAAACUGAUGUUUCCGUUGAUGUUAUCGUUCUUCCAGUUGAGGAUAAAGAGCGAAAAGACACAAAUAUUCCACCACAAUCUCUAUCAUUCCAAUCAUCUUCUGAAGUUUGUUUGUCCAAGACAUCUACAGUAAUAUUCUCAACGGCGAUCCUCCUUGCAUUAUUCUGUUGUGUUACUGUAAAAUUUUUAGUAACUCGUCAAAGAAAUCGACAAUUAUUACAUCAUGCUUCCAAGCGGCGGAUUGAUAAUUUUUAA
Caenorhabditis elegans is the source of this 1608-nucleotide messenger RNA. RefSeq names its product ZP domain-containing protein (gene cutl-7). Gene Ontology annotation, cellular component: plasma membrane. Bases 1 to 1608 code for a protein of 535 amino acids. Lineage: Eukaryota; Metazoa; Nematoda; Chromadorea; Rhabditida; Rhabditidae. The record is from RefSeq and is marked reviewed. The transcript has 8 exons.